Messenger RNA from Baudoinia panamericana UAMH 10762, 1377 nucleotides. RefSeq lists its product as uncharacterized. The coding region runs from base 317 to 1237 and encodes 306 amino acids. Lineage: Eukaryota; Fungi; Ascomycota; Dothideomycetes; Mycosphaerellales; Teratosphaeriaceae. Gene Ontology annotation, molecular function: FMN binding. The transcript has 3 exons. The record is from RefSeq and is a predicted model, not a curated record.
AACGUUACCGGAUGGCUCUGAGUGCAAACCGUGAUAUCUAUUGGAAAGCAUCUUGCACUGUUCACAGAGCCCAGCUUUCGUACAAAUACUCGGAAUGAAUUGAUGAAGUCGCGUAGAUAGACAUCAGUAGUACCUUGAGCCUGUAUGCCCAAUGGCCGAUGACGUCGAUGUAUAAUGAGCAUCACACUUAUUCCGUAGUUGAACACCUUAAUAGGGACAACUCAUCCUGCCUUUCAUUGGCUGACAAACCCACCUCAAAGUUCUUCUCGAUAAACAGUCGUUUCACGUAGUCAAGAAUCGAACAAGCGUUCCGGCGAUGUCGACCGAUCAUGAACAGCGUGAGCAGGACCCAGCUGCCCACGAGCAGAUGAUGGACAGCGAGGCGCAUGUCAAGCGUAAUCCGCAUCCUGACUUCAAAAGCGUUGAGGGUUCCCGACCAGGAUGGCGGGAGCAAGAAGGCUGGACUUUCACCAAGACGAGAGAUCCGAACUGGAAACCUGGGCAAGGCGCGAAUGAUGGCGGCGAAUGUCUCAAGCACAACCAUGUAGACAUCGAUCCGUACCAGGACGGCCGGCCAGCAACAUUCAACUACAAGCUACUCAUCUCCGCUAUCAUCCCGCGACCCAUUGGCUUCGUGAGCACACGAUCAAAAGACGGCAGCAGCACCAACUUGGCACCUUUCUCCUACACACAACUCAUCAACCAUGAUCCGCCGAUUUUUGUUAUCGGCUACGCGGGAGGCUUUGACCACGCAAAGGACAGCCUCAAGAACCUGGUUGAUAGCGGCGAAUGCGUGAUCAACAUCAUCUCCGAGCACUUUCUUGAAGCGGCCAACGCGACAUCCGUCAACGCUCCAUACGGCGUCUCCGAAUGGGCAUUGACCGGUCUCACGCCAGCGCCUUGUAAGGAUGUCAAAGCAAGCAGAGUGAAGGAAUCCGUCUUUAGUGUUGAAUGCAAGCUCAUGGAGACGAAAGAGUUUGAGAGUCGAGCAACGCCAGGCAAGAAGACCGGCGUGCUCGCAAUCGUAGAAGGUGUUCGCUUUUGGGCACGCGAAGACGCCAUCAAUGAAGACCGCAAUAUCCUUGACCCUGCUGUCCUCCGCCCAGUGUCCAGACUCGGCGGUAUCACGUACGGUCGGGUGCUCGAAGGAGUCGAACUACCACGUCCAGAAUGGGACGAGCUUAGGAAGGAGGCAGAACCCGCAGGCCUUGCGAAGCCGAAAGCUGAUGGUCAAUGAAUUUCAUCGGUCCUAUGAGGCGCUUCGGUAGGUCAGUGGUCGUACGCUCACCGACUAAUAGAUAUACAUACAUUUCAGUUCCACACCCAAGAAACGCUUCCAAGUAUGCAAGCUCGUCUGCGUGAUCACGCAGAUUCACC